Molecule: messenger RNA, 998 nt
Organism: Mercurialis annua (annual mercury)
Lineage: Eukaryota; Viridiplantae; Streptophyta; Magnoliopsida; Malpighiales; Euphorbiaceae
Product: 50S ribosomal protein L13, chloroplastic
Exons: 4
Coding region: 37-717 (226 amino acids)
Biological process (GO): translation; negative regulation of translation
Cellular component (GO): cytosolic large ribosomal subunit; ribosome
Molecular function (GO): structural constituent of ribosome; mRNA binding
Source: RefSeq, a predicted model, not a curated record
GAGAGCAGAGUGAGCUAAAAGAAGCGAAAAAAGAGAAUGGCGUUGGUCUCUGCACCUUCUUCUCUCCAACUCUCCUCUUCAACUCUACACAAACCCUUUAAUUCUACUCCCUUCGCUGCUGCCAUUUCAUUUCCUAAGAGCACCCGCAAUUGUGUGGUUCGCUCACAGAAUGAGAAGAAAACAAUCCCUCACAUACCCCUCGACCAGCGCUGGAUGUUCGAAGAAUCCGAGCUGAACGGCCCUGAUAUAUGGAAUAACACAUGGUAUCCCAAAGCAGCCGACCAUGUUAACACAGAGAAGCAGUGGUACGUUGUUGAUGCUACCGACAAAAUUCUGGGCAGACUGGCUUCUACGAUUGCCAUUCAUAUCCGUGGCAAGAAUUUGGCUACUUAUACUCCUAGUGUUGACAUGGGCGCCUUUGUCAUUGUGGUGAAUGCUGAGAAGGUUGCUGUCUCCGGGAAGAAACGGACUCAGAAGCUUUACAGGAGGCAUUCUGGAAGACCCGGUGGUAUGACCGUUGAGACGUUUGAUCAGCUGCAACAGAGGAUUCCGGAACGAAUUAUUGAACAUGCUGUUCGUGGAAUGCUUCCCAAAGGGCGGCUCGGGAGAGCGUUAUUCAAUCACCUUAAGGUAUACAAGGGCUCAGAUCAUCCACAUGAGGCUCAGAUGCCAAUCGAUCUGCCAAUAAGGGAUAAGAGAAUUCAAAAGCAGACAUAGAUUUGCUUGAGAUGCGACAGUUCUUCCUUGACCAAGUUGCUUGUGUUAUUUUUAUUUUGUCAUGUAUUUAUAGUUCAUGCUGAGCUAACCCAUGCUAGAGCUUGUUCAUGCUUUCAUUUUGCAGUAGAGGUUUAGAAUUUGCAUUGCUGGUAUAUGGCUCAGGUUUGCUGCUGAUUCUACUAGGAAAUUUGUUUUUGUAGUUAUCUGUUGUUUGUGUAUUAGUCUAAAAUCAACAAUGUAUCUUAUGAUUCAUCCAAUUAAAUGAGGAAAUGUUUCCAAAA